GAGCCUCAAAAUUUGAUCCACCCGUACGGAAUUCCCCAAUAUUUUUGGCAAGGCCGGCAACACUAAAAAGAUGGGGAAAAUGCUUUGUCUCGGAUCGAACCAACCGGUAGGGUUUGAGUUUUAAAAAUUGUGGGAAUGUCUCGUCUCCGUUCUGCUGAGAGCCUGAGAUGGGCGGCGCUCCUCCAAAUUUCCGUGACUAAACCCUCUCGCCUCCACUGAACUCAUGUAUGAUAUAUAUAUAUUUAUACACAUGUACUCUAUUCUUGAUUAAGCCAGAGUUGUUCAAAAAUGGCAUUCAAAUCACAAAUUCGCAUCAUUUUUGCCUUGCGGAGCUCGACUCGUGCCUGUUACUCAGCCAAACCUCUCUGCACCAUAACCGGAUCGACCCAGGUCUCUGAAUCCCCCGACCUUCCGAACUGGGUAAAGUUCUUCGAUACUAAAAGCUCUUCACAUUCAGACUCUGAAGACGAUGUCUUUGUUAUUCCUCCAUUGGCGCAUUGGCUCGAAGACAACAGUAGAGUUGUCAAGCAGAAACUCCGCGAGACGAGCGAUGACGAAGUGGACAAAGUAAGUAUGAUGCUUAAGAAUCAACACCCAUCACCGGAAAACGUUGCAGAAGCUUUGAAAGGAAAGACUUACAGGGUUUCGAACACUUUCGUUGCACAGCUACUGAAGAGAUUUGGGAAUGAUUGGAUCCCAGCUUAUGGGAUUUUCAAGUGGGCGAAAGACCAAACGCCUUAUUGUCAUUCACCCGAAUCAUAUAACUCCAUGGUUGAUAUCUUGGGGAGGGCUAAAAAGUUUAAACUGAUGUGGGAGUUGGUGGAUGAGAUGAAUCUUUUAACUGGGUAUGUGAGUUUGGAGACGAUGAGUAAGGUUAUGAGGAGGCUUGCGAGGGCUGGUAGGUAUCAGGAGGCAAUUGAGGCAUUCCGGAGGAUAGAGAAAUAUGGAGUCAGUACAGACACAACAGCCAUGAACGUGUUGAUGGAUGCAUUAGUCAAGGCAGGCAGUGUUGAAGAUGCACACAAUGUGUUUGAAGAGUUGAAGGGUUCAAUAGCUUUCAAUUUGACCUCUUUCAAUGUUCUAAUACAUGGGUACUGCAAAGCUAAGAAGCUAGAUGAGGCAUGGAAGAUUAUGGAGGAAGUUGAGAAAAAUGGACUUGAACCUGAUGUCAUUUCCUACACUGCUUUCAUCGAAGCUCAUUGCCGAGACAAGGACUUCCGGAAUGUGGAUAAGAUUCUGAUGCAAAUGGAACAAAAGGGCUGCAGGCCUAAUGCAGUAACUUUCACCAUUAUAAUGCAUGCUCUAGGGAGGGCAAAACAGAUAAAUGAAGCUCUAAAAAUAUACGACAAGAUGAAGAAAGAGGGUUGUGUGCCUGAUAGUUCAUUCUACAGCUCCCUGAUAUUCAUUCUUGGUAAAGCUGGUAGGCUCACAGAUGUUAAUGAGAUAGUAGAGGACAUGACAAAGCAGGGGGUUAAUCCAGAUGUGUUGACAUAUAACACUAUGAUAUCUUGUGCUUGUGCGAAUUUGCAGGAAGAGACAGCUCUAAGAUUGCUACGGAAAAUGGGGGAGGUUUCGUGCAAGCCAGAUCUCAAGACUUACCACCCUUUAUUGAAGAUCUUCUGUAAAAAGAAGAGAAUGAAGGUGCUUAAGUUUUUGUUAGAUCAUAUGUUCAAGAAUGAUGUAAGUAUUGAAGCUGGGACUUACUCGAUUUUGGUGCGUGGGAUGUGCGAGAACGGGAAACUCCAUCUUUCUUGUUCGUUCUUCGGGGAAAUGGUGUCCAAGGGGAUGGUUCCUAAAGACUCCACAUUCAAGAUGUUGAAGGAAGAACUUGAGAAGAAAAGUAUGUUAGAAGAAAUGAAAAUCAUUGAGAAGUUGAUGUCGUAUGCAACAAAUCAAGAUAGUUAAAGAAUGAUAUUCAUACUAGAGCAACCAGCUGUCUAAAGUUUGUGUUUAUUCGAGCAAUAUCUUCAAAAUAGGGGCUCUUACCUUGGAAAAUCGUACAGUUGAGAUGUUUUAUCUAUUUACAGUGUUUUUAGAGAAGGGACUAAUGCAUACAAGCGAUGAUUAACAAUGACUUGCAAAAACACAAAUUUAAAUACAAACAUAUAUACUCACCAUUUAUACUCGAAUGGUGUAACAGGUUGAAAUCAACAUUAUAUAGACCAUUUUAGGAUAUCAUGAAUAUAAUAUACAAUCAUGUAGUAUAAAAAUGAAUUCAUAAUUAUACAAGAUCGUUUAUAACUUUAAAAUGAUCAUCUCGCCAGUCACUAUGAAUGGGCGUGACAAUCAAUGUUCACGAACUGAAGAUAAUGAAAUACUGUUAGGAAGGAGUAUACAAAAAUGUUCCUUUUUAUUUAUCUGCAAUGGAGCUUAACUAAUGGUAAAAAGUUUCCCUCAUGUAACCAGAUUUACCGGAAAGAUUUAUAGAGUAACUAAAUAAGAUAACCUAUGUCUAAUUGGAAGGGUCAAAAUGUAGAAAGGAGCAGCCUUUUUGCUUGAAGAAGCUCUUUUCAAUGUAAAUACAUUUAGUGGGAUAAAGAAACCGUUCGAACUUCUCAGC
Molecule: messenger RNA, 2560 nt
Organism: Benincasa hispida (wax gourd)
Lineage: Eukaryota; Viridiplantae; Streptophyta; Magnoliopsida; Cucurbitales; Cucurbitaceae
Product: Pentatricopeptide repeat (PPR) superfamily protein
Molecular function (GO): protein binding; mRNA binding
Source: RefSeq, a predicted model, not a curated record